Messenger RNA from Aureobasidium vineae, 3369 nucleotides. Lineage: Eukaryota; Fungi; Ascomycota; Dothideomycetes; Dothideales; Saccotheciaceae. The record is from the annotation of a GenBank genome assembly.
AAUCAUCGCCUACCCAUCGAUCCUUCCAAUCUUGCAUGCACUCGGCAAGAUGCUCACGCUACGCGACUCAACAUCAAACCCUACUUCUACCCCAUAGGUAACACUCCAGCUGCUAACCUGCUUCGCGAUCAUCUUCCAGGCGUGGACCCUGUUGAGAUACUGGCAAUUGGAUGUGGCGAUGUUCGAAACAUCCUUUUCACUAUCUGGUCUGAACAGCGUCGCGCAUGCAAACUCAACUUCACUGCAUGCGACUAUGAUGCCGCUGUCCUAGCCAUCACUCGCGAUCCCCGCUGUGAAUUCAUCGAACGUUUGUGGCGAACGUACUACCACUUAUAUGUUACCGGUACCGACCUCUUGUGGAUCCAAGAGCACUGUAAGAGACUUCUUGCUGUGUCUGACAAUAUUGCUCAAUGGAACAACUCAACUUUCGGAUCAUCUCUCAAGUUCUCUACCGAAACUUCUUUAUCUAAAGUGCGUCGUUUCUGGGCUCUCUAUGCUCAGACAAGAACUGAACAGGAGGACGCUGAAGUCAGAAAAGCCAUCGAGUCCAUUCAUAAUAGCAACAAGAAGGCCAUGGUAAUAAGUGGUGUGCGAUCUGCUGGGGCUCACGGAAUCUCUGCAACUUUCAUCCUUAGCGAUGCCUACCACGCUUUCUGGAGAACUGGUGUUGUUGCCGGCAACGAUCAAGACGUAUCUGAGCUUCGUUCAGAUGACGGUGGUAGGAUCAACCCGCUCAUAGCUGUCUCGCAAUCGGAUCGGUUUGACGUAUACCGCAGCUCCGAUCCACUGGUUGGCUUCCAUCUAGCCGAAGUCUUCGAUUGUCUGCAAUCAAGAGACACAGCCACGAUCAGUCUCGCAUGCCUGGCCAAAUCUCAGUUUUCUGUAUGGUGUCAAAGCUUCGCGUCCUGUAUCGCAUCCGGCUCGGUCAAUAUCAUGCACCACUGUGGAGAUGCCGUCAACUUCUCUUAUGCUUUGCAGGCCGUCCAAGGCUCCACUACCCUACCGCCUUCUACUUACUUCUACAACAAGCCAUACAGCGCCGCCCCAAUUGAACCGCCUGUAACAGCGGCCAUUAGCUACGAUGUCAUUGACACGUCGAACGUCAUGGAUCAUUGCGGCAUCUUGACUAUUCUGCCUGCCGUAGUACCUCUUUUGUCUGAGAGAUCUGGUUCUGUUUUGUACACAGAAAGUCUCGUACAAGGUUCCGAAAAGUCCGAGAAGCUCUUGGGAACUCUGCUCCAUUCUGAUGUCACGAUGUCAUCGCUACUAUUUGGUGUGGCCCCUACCAGCCACCUCUUAGGAACCAUGAUAGAAUUAACUCUCGUUGAGCAAAUGGUCGAUCUGGAACUAUCAGAUGGAAACCAAAAGCAAUACCGCAUGCGCAUUCCAUGGCAGCGUGCUGCUCAGGGUGAUAGCAUGGUACUUGACGUCAAGUCCGCUUCGUAUCAUCUCAAUAUGGAUCCACACGAGCUCGCAUCUUUCUUCAUGCAAACAUACCUUGCCAUGUUCCGCGAGAAUGAGGAUUUGAGCAUCAGAUCUGAAGUCUUGGAGCGCAAAUCGACCCGACCUUUGGCUGGCGACGUCGAUUACUAUUCUCGGCUCUCGCUCGUCACGCUCAUUGCCUCAGCUAAGCGUACCAUCUCCACCGACUGGCAAAAUUGUGUCAGCGCUCUCGUCCGUAUGAUCAAGGACGACAAGUCCCUUUCUGAAGGCUUGAUGAAUGAGCAAGAACUGUACAUGCAUCUCCAUCUGUCCGGUUUAUGGCACUAUCCUGCGCUAGAAGAAGGUCCAUCAAGAGCUUUCUACGAUGGUGAGACUCGCCCUUCCAGCGAUUCUGGCGACUCAGGAGUGCUUGGCAGGCCCAUCCUGCCUGGAACUGUUCAUGUCGCACUGAUCAUCCCCAGGAACAGCUUCACGUGUCUCACAGACCUUCCUAUCGAUUGUGUUGGAGCCCCAGGCGUAUAUCUUCUGAUGCGUAAUCAAGCUUUCCAGACCGCCUUCUUCGCUGUUGACAUUUUCUUCGGCCACUUCGGAUCAGAUGACACUAAUGAGGCAAGAGUCGUAGAAGAUGCUCAUGGUUGGACAGGCACUUCAGACCUGAUUGCACUCUUGGUCGGGCCCCGUCAGGAAGUGCACAUUGAGCUUAACGUCAACACUUCACGCCCAUUCCUGGGCCACACCAUGGAACCUGAAGACCGCUUCGAGUUUUAUGGUGCGUCGCUCGACAGCGAGAAUGUUCGAGUGCUGACCGAAGCACCCAGUACAAAGCCUAGUGCACAGUUCGACAUCAACUCUACCGCUACUCCGGAGUUGACUAGACCCAGCACCGCUGACGUGGCUCUUGACUCUGAUGGUACUGUGCAGUCUAUUGGAGUCACCAACAGUCUUGUACAUGGCUGGGAAGAGAGCCGUGCUUUGAAGAACGGCGGCAUAGUUGGAAUUUCGCAGAUCUCGCCAUGCGUUCUGGCUAUAAACACUUCGACUUCUGCUCCUGAGUUCUUGCGACCGCUCUGCGUCGUGGUNGCCCGAAUGGACCCAUCCUUGGAAACCAAGUUCUUGCCACCUUUGAUCCAGCUGAAAAGCAUUAUUGGACAGUGGUUCUUCACUUAUACUGGUAUCUUUGCCAGUGCCAAAGGCAAAGACAUUCGGUUGUUUUCUAUGGUGCUUGAUCUAGGUUCCCACAAGAUCACUACCGAUUGGAUGGUUGUUGCCAGUGCUCUCCGCCAUGAUCGAGACACGGGUUCAGUCUUCAUGGACGCGUUCUUCGUCCCCUCAACNCCCGAAGUGAGAAAACUCAACCCUUACAAGAAAGUUGAAAACGAUAAGCUUGUCCAGAAUACCUCAGUGAACAUUGUGAGCAAGGAGACCAUGUAUCUGUGGCAGCAACUUGUACCGGCCCUCGCCGAGCGCUGCCGCUCCUGGGAGCAUACCUCAAACUGUGUUUACAGGACAAAGCCUGGCAAGGGACUUCUCUGCGAUUGUGGAUCAGGCAAAGAUGUAUCGUUUAUGCCUGGCCCUUACAAGAAGAUUGCUCGAUUCGCCACUCGUAUCGCUAUNCCUAUCAUCUUCGCCGUUCCGAAUGUCGAAGCCGUGGGUGGGCAAGAAGUGAUGGGUGAGCUCGCCACUGCUUUGAUUCAACAGGUGAAGUUGGGUCAGAAGCAUGGAACCGUCAGUUCCACAAUGACUGCUGUUAUGAAGGCUCUCAACCUGGACCAGGAGCCGGAAACUACUGGCGGUGCGGAUUGCGACCACUAUGGAAGCAGUCAGUCUGGUCUCAAGGUCUGCGCUCGCUGUGAGAAAGUCAAGUACUGUAACCGUGCUUGUCAACAGGCUGCGUGGAAGACCCACAAGAAGGUGUGUAAGCGCUGA